CUGGCGCGUCUUCAGGGCAGAAUGCUUUGACUUGAGGCGAGGACUAGGUGUUUGAGUGCACAGACACAGCAUCCAGGCUGAUGAGGCUGAGGUUGGGCCCGGUGCGGCUGCUGGCGGCCUGCUGCCUGCUGUUUACCACUGACUGUGCUGGAGCCUGUUCACCCCAGGAGUUCACCUGCACUCAGGGGAGAUGUGUGCCCGAAGACUCCGUGUGCGACUUCACCGACGACUGUGGAGACGGCAGCGAUGAGCAGAACUGCCCUGGAUACGACAUGUGUGACUUUGAGGAGGGGUUCUGUGACCUGACCCAGCACUCGGAGACGGGCUCUGCGUGGACCAGGCGAACGGAGGCCCGUGGCCUGAACCGCGAUCACACCGGCAAGUCGGCCCACUUCCUGUCUCUGACGGCUGCUCGUAGCAGAGACACGGCCGACCUGAGCAGCCCCGUGUUUAUGCCCACUGAGACCUGCAGGAUGAGCUUCUAUUAUUACGCCGGGGCACCACAGGGAGACCUUCAGGUUCUGGUCCAGACUGAGGAUCAGAGCACCGUGGUGUGGAAACACUCCAGUCGACGUCAGGUGGAGACGUGGCUGCGGGCAGCGAUUCAGCUUUCCAGUCAUCUCAGUUUUCAGGUGGUGAUCCGAGGGGAACUCCGGGCCGACAGCGACGUCUCCGGGGUCCUGGCCGUCGAUGACUUAUCUUUCAGCCCUGGCUGCGGCGCCGGGUCCGGGAGCUCUGCCCGGCUUUCUUCCACUUGCCCUCCCCCGUGGUUUGCCUGCGCUGGUGGAAAAUGCAUCAAGGAAAACAAAAUCUGCGACUUCACCCCGGACUGCCCCCACGGAGAGGACGAAGUCAGCUGCCCCACUGCGUGCGACUUUGAGGCCGGCUCUUGCGGCUGGUAUGAGCUCACCUUUGGCGACGGCUUCGACUGGGUCCGGGGCUCGCCGUUGGAAGUGCCGCCGGACUACCGCGGCCAGAAUCCGCCUCUGGACCACUCCACAAACAGCACAGACGGCCACUUCAUGUUUGUUGUGAAGAACAGCAGCGGUCUCAUUCCGACGGCUGUCCUCCGAGGACCCUGGUUCCAACAGUCGGCCCCCGGCUGCACCAUGAUCUUCUGGCAUUUUAACUCAGGCAUAUCCGUGGGGGCCACAGACAUGUACCUUCGCAUCAGAGGGGACCCAAACAACACGGUCAUAUGGAGAGCGUUGCAUGACCAGGGGAGCCACUGGAAGCAGGUGGAGGUGCAGCUGGGACGCAUCACCCGGCCCUUCCAGAUCGGCCUGGCCAAGCUCAGCCUCGGCAUGUUCGACGGGAUCGCCGCCUUGGAUGACGUCACGUUCAAAAACUGCUCCAUGCCCCCCGCGGCGUCGCACUGCCCCGAUCAGACCCAUUUCCACUGCGUCCACAGCAAGGCGUGCGUGGAGCGGCACCAGCUGUGCGACCUGGUGGACGACUGCGGGGACGGAUCGGAUGAGCAGGGAUGCUCUCCGGAGCUGCAGUGUGACUUUGAGCGAGGGCUGUGCAGCUGGGAACAGGAGCAGGCCGGAGGGGACUCCUUCGACUGGACCUGCAUCCAAGGCCCGACCCCGACCUUUUACACGGGCCCGUGGAAGGACCACACGCUGGGCACCAGCUCCGGCCGCUACCUCUACAUCGAGUCGUCCGCCCCGCAGGAGUUCAAGGACACGGCCGUGCUCCUGAGCCGGGUCUUCCGGCCCACCCACCGGCAGGGCCCGGACCCGUCCCCGUCCCCGCACCGCUGUGUGUUCCGCUUCCAUUACCACAUGUACGGACUACACGUGUUCCGCCUGGCGGUGCACAUGCGCACCGCUUCCACAGGCCGCGGUCAUAUGCUGUGGGUCCGAUACGGAGACCAAGGAAACCUGUGGCACAGGAAAACUCUCUACCUCAACAGCGCUCGGCCUUUUCAGAUUUUAAUCGAAGGCACGGUGGGUGAUGACUUCAACGGCGACAUAGCUAUCGAUGACCUGUCCUUCCUUGACUGUUUCCCAUAUGAAGGAGAGCUGCCCCCCAACAACACCAACACGGCCGUGACCACUCCGGGCCCCACUCACCAGCCCCACAGCUGCCCUGCCGGGGAGUUUGUGUGCGGGGCACACGGAGAGUGUGUUCCCACCAGCAAAGUGUGCGACUUCAGGCACGACUGCUCCGACGGCUCCGAUGAAACAAACUGUGUGAAGGGACUGUGCAGCUUCGACGGUGGGGACACUUGUGGUUGGAAGCUUCUUCAGUCGUCUCCGCUCCAUGUGUUCCACUGGGAACCGGAUCAGGGGGAGACCAUUCAUGAUGGAGAGCAGUACCAUCGUCCAGUCAAUGACCACACCCAAGGCAGCCCCGAGGGCUGGUACAUGUGUGCGGACAGUUCAAACGGCGGUUACGGCCACACCACCGACCUCUACACGCCUGUCAUCUCCUCCACCGGCCCGCAGUGCACGCUGGUCUUCUGGUAUCACAUGAUCGGCUUCACCGUUGGAUCGCUGCAGGUGCUGCUGAAGUACAGAAACACCACUCACGAAGUUUGGUCCCAGGCGGGUAACCAAGGCAACAGAUGGAGGCGAGGAGAAGUGUUUCUGGGAUUGUCGAGCAACUUCCAGGUCGCGUUCAGGGCCAAGCGAGGGAUCAGCUACAUGGGCGAUGUGGUGAUUGAUGAUGUCAGCUUCCUGGACUGUUCCCCUGCUCUUCCCCCAGAACAGCCAUGUGGACCCGAGCAGUACGCCUGCGCCAGCGGCCACUGCAUCCCUCAGGACAAUCUGUGCGACUUCAUCAACCACUGUGGGGACAACUCAGAUGAGGAUCCCUACAUCUGCAAGGGCUUCAUUGGACGCUGCAGCUUUGAGUUUGACCUCUGUUCCUGGCACCAGAGCCAGCGGGACGACUUUAACUGGCUGAUCAAAACGGGCAGCGCUCCCACGGUUGGCACCGGCCCACACAGUGAUCACACCCUGAGAGACCCCUCGGGGCACUACCUCUACCUGAAGAGCUCCUUCCCGCAGGAAGUCGGAGACAUCGCGCGCAUAUCGGGAGCGCUGCUCAGCUGGAGGAGCUCACAGUGCAAGAUGCGUUUUUAUUUCCACAUGUCUGGCGACGGCAUCGGGACUCUCAGCGUGUUCCGGAAAAGCCAAGGAAGCGCUCAUCUCCUGCUGAACCUGACGGGGGAUCAGGGCAAUUACUGGCAGAUGAGGGAGAUCCCGCUGAGCCACGGAAGAGACUUCCAGGUUGUGUUCGAAGGCAAAGUGGGCAAAAGUCCAAAGGGUGAAAUCUGCUUGGACGAUAUCAUUUUCUCACCAGGAUGUCUGCUGGCCGCCUCGGCAGGAGACGAGGACGCUGAUCCUCCACCUUCUGCAGGGCCCUGUCCUUCAGGCUUCCUGCCUUGUGCGAACGGCCGCUGUUUCACUCGGAGGCAGAGCUGUGACUUCACCGACGACUGCGGCGACGGCACAGAUGAGAAGGAUUGUGGGACUUCCUGCUCCUUCGAGAGCGGCCGCUGUGGCUGGAAGAGCUCCCUGUCCGACAACUUCGACUGGGCGCUCGGGACCGGAUCCCUGCGAUACAUAAGGCCCCCGUACGAUCACACUCUGAUGACCAAGGACGGUCAUUUUGUGUACCUGGAGGCCACCCCUGUGGGCCUGAAAGGUGACAAAGCUCAUUUCAGGAGCUCCGUGUGGAAAGAGUCCAGCGCCAUGUGCAAGUUGUCCUUCUGGUACUACAUUUCCAACAAGGCCUCAGGAACCAUCCGUUUGCUGAUUAAGACGGAGAGGGAUUUGCUGGAGGUGUGGAACAAAACGGGGCACCAGGGCGACGAGUGGAGGCGAGCCGAGGUUCCCCUCAGGAGGCUGAGGCGCUUUGAGGUGAUAUUUGAGGGCGUGCGCUCCAGGGAUGUGAGCGGAGGAGCGGCGCUGGACGACCUAGAGUUUGUGGACUGUGCACCAAGUGCUGUGGAGCCAGUUAGUUGUCCUGCAGUCACAGACUUUGUGUGUCGCAGUGGCGGCUGCAUCGAGUCCCACCUGGUGUGCGACAACAAGGCCGACUGUCCUGAUGAAUCAGAUGAGAUAGACUGUGAGCGUACAUUUCAGUCUCCAGGUGCUUGUAAUUUCAACAUGGAGGAGGGCCAGUGGCAGGAGACGUGCCAGCUUCUCCAGGAUCUUGAUGAUGACUUUGAUUGGAGACUCGGUCACCAGAGUGAGACACCAGGAGCUGGUCCUCAAACGGAUCACAGUCCAGGCGGUGGAGGGAGCUUCUUGUACGUUCACUCAGCCCCUCAGAGGGAGGGUGACGUCGCCAAGGUGACGACCAGGAGGCCGUUCCCAUCCAGCAUCGGCCUGUGUCACCUGCGCUUCUGGUUCUUCAUGCACGGCUCGGACAGGAUGGGAACGCUGAAGGUUUACACCGUUGGACCCAGCGGCACCAGUCUGCUGAUGUGGGCGGCCACUGGUGACCACGGCGAGCGCUGGAGCUACGCUAACGUGGUCCUGUCCCACCCCGCGGCCUUUAGAGUGACCUUCCAGGCGGAGGUGGGUGGGGACGUGUGGACGGACGUGGCGCUGGAUGACGUCAGCUACUCCUCAGAAUGCGUGACCGGAGGGCCGGUGACUCCUCGGCCUCUGACCUGCGCCGUGGACCAUUCCCAGUGUGCGUACUCCUCCCAGUGCGUCCCCCACAGCUGGUGGUGUGACGGGGAGCCCGACUGCACCGAUCGCUCAGACGAGGAGCGCUGUCCCACCUCGGUCCCUGGCACGCUCCCUCCUCAGGACCGCUGUGCCGCCGGGUUUUUCCAGUGCUCCAACGCGCUCUGCCUCCCCUCCAUCCUUCGCUGUGACGGGGUCCCGGACUGCCCUCAUGGGGAGGACGAGAACGGCUGCCCUCUGCUGCAGUGUGAACUGGGAGAACUGGUGUGUGAAGCUUUGCCUGGCUGUGUCCCACUUCGGAAGCGCUGCGACCUCUCCGUUGACUGUCUGCCUUUCCUGUCUGAUGAGUCCAGCUGCCACGAUUGUCCUCCAAAUUACUGCCUGGACCGUGGCUCGUGCCUUGUGGAGAGAGCCGGGCCUGUCUGCACGUGUGACCAAGGAUGGACAGGUAAUCGUUGCCAUGUGAAGAAGAAGCCAUCCCUCACCACCUCAGCACCACAACCAGAGGACACACGGCUCGACGCCGUGUAUGUCGCCCUCGUCGUGGGGCUGCUGCUGCUGGUGCUCGGCGCCGUUCUCUGCUUUCUGGUUUCACGCAGGACGAGAUGCUACUUGAGAAAGCCUGACCUGAUGGAUUACGGGGUGAUGGAUAAGCCAGGCGGUCACUGGACAGCGGAGCUCCCGUCUGUGGAUGAAAAGCUGGGCGGCUUUCUAGGGGCGAACCCCAGGAGGAGCGCUGGUCGGGGGCUUUCCAUCAGCGUGUACCCCUGGAGGAGGGAGGUGGAGCAGGUUUUGACCUGGAGAAACGCCAAGCUGUCCUUCACCAACCCCAUGUACAACCACCCCCCCGCUGGCGAUGUCGCCGGGCCCAGGAGCUCCGAAGCAUGAAAGAAACACGAAAGCAUGAAACUUCACCUACAGGAUCAACAUGGAUCUGAGCGUAACAACAUUAGAAUCAUGAAAAGUGUUUCUAAAAGACUCAUUUGUUGUUCAGGUGGACAGUAGUAAAGGAACAAACUGUAGUAUACUCAUUUUAUAUGCCAUUCAUACUACUGCAGGCACGUAGACCCAGACAGAUCAGAUCUGGGCUUUGAGGCAUGAGAAUUAAAUGCAGAAAUUACAUUUUUUGUGAUCUUGGAUGCUUAAAACAAUGACUGUAGCGGGUCUAUUAACAGAUGUGAAACUAAAUAGCUGUAAAUGUCUUGCAAAGGAUUGAAAGAUUUUUUUAACACUGGCAAAAGUAGAAAACAUCCAGCUUACGAACCCAUUAGUGAUCAGUUCUAACCCUCACCAGUGCAAAUGAAAAUGUUCGCCCUUGUUUUUGUUUUACAAAUCAAAUUUAUUUUUCAGUAAUUGCCUACUGAUGAAGGCACAUCUUGCGGCGGAGCAGCUGAAUCACCAACUCAGCCUUUUCGCAAGCCUUUGCAUCAGUGUUUAUUUCUUUCGACCCGAUCGUGUGAUCUACGCACACACGCCUUGUGUGACUGACAAUCUGCAUCUCCCCGUGUUUUUGGGGCUCUUUUUCUGGUAGCUUCGUGGUUGUGCAGUGGACACCAGCAGCUUUGUCCCCGUGUCACUGCUGAAGCAUGAGUCAGCUCUUUGUGGAGCUAUUGUCCCAGUGUUGUUAGUCACAGACCAACUCCAGCCAAAGGUCAGUGUGCUUUGUUUUGCGGGUGAGCCCCUCUCUGCAGGAGCGGCCUUUAUGCGUGACUACUGUUAAAAUCAUUGACUUUUCUAUCAUUUGCAUAACAAUUAAGCAGAACCUUCUCUCACUUCGAGCUGCUGCCACAGCACCGAACCCAAUUUCUUUUUGCUGGGUCACCUAACUAUUCCUGUCAGGUCAAGGUGAAAUUUAUCCCAGACUGCUUUCUGUGUAAUGAUAGCCCUGAGUCAGCUCGCUCAUCCUCUGCCUGGGUGGAGGACGGAGGAAAUUGGGUCUUUUCUCUGUAUAUUCACUUAAAGGUGGACGGCCGUCGGCCCAGGGGGCCUUCCCUCCGCUCUGCAGUGACUUUCCGCAAAAACAUGCCAGGUCUGAAACAGCAGGGCGGGAGAAUCGUCCCUGCCCAUCAGAAUACAGUGUAUAUGGUUGUAUAAGGUGCAUAAAAUAUCAAAAUAAAACUGUUUUGCAUCCCAGGUA
This is a messenger RNA of Betta splendens (Siamese fighting fish), 6786 nucleotides long. It is a transcript of the gene malrd1, whose product is annotated as MAM and LDL receptor class A domain containing 1. Gene Ontology annotation, cellular component: membrane. Bases 81 to 5537 code for a protein of 1818 amino acids. Lineage: Eukaryota; Metazoa; Chordata; Actinopteri; Anabantiformes; Osphronemidae. Gene Ontology annotation, molecular function: protein binding. The transcript has 33 exons. The record is from RefSeq and is a predicted model, not a curated record.